GACGAAACACGCUAAAGCUUCACGCCGAAUAAUUCUUCCAUGGUCAAGAAAAUUACGCCGUUCUUUGUUUCUCCAGCUAUCCGAAUUUUUAUUCUGGUUUCGUGUGCCACUGCGUUUCAACCGAAGGCUUUUCAUGCCAUUGACAUCAACCCGACCAAUCACUUGUUUGGCAGGAGUAACGGGACGCCGAAUCGCAACGAGUGCGCCAUGUCGUUCAACUCCGCAGACCCCAAAAAGGAAUUGUCGGUAGGCUUUAUCGGCUGCGGGACGAUUGCCAGUGCCAUUGCGACCGGCUUGGCCCUGCAAGACAAGGUAUCGGUCACAAACAUCGCCGUUACCAAACGAUCGGAAGCCAAGUCUUCUGCCUUGCAAAAGUCCUUCGGUGACCUCGUUUCGAUACACGAGGAUGCGCAAGAGUUGGUGGAUCAGUCGGAUGUUGUAUUCGUAACUGUUCUACCUGAGCAGGCAUCGCAAGUUCUGCAAGAAGUUACCUUCGACAGCACUCGACAUUCGCUGGUUUCUCUGGUGUCCACCAGUACACUGGACGACUUGAUCAGUGACUCUGGAUUGCCCGCCGAAAAUGUAUCCAAGAUGAUAUGUCUCCCCGCCGUGGCUAAACUCAAGGGCGUUUCACUUGUAGUACCGAAACAAAACCACAAUCCCAUUCUACUACAAAUGCUGGAAAGCUUAGGGGGCUACGUUGAGUGCGAAACACUACACCAGAUGAACGCAAUGAUGGUCCCCACCGGCAUGAUGGGGAGCUUUUACGGUCUGUUACGGAACAAUCGUGACUGGCUUGUGCAGCAGGGUGUGCAGGCCAGCGAUGCUUCCUACUUUGUUGCGAAACAGUACAUGAGCAUGAUGGAAGAUGCCGUCGAAUCUUGCGUGGAUCCGUCACGUUUUGACGAUUUGGUAGAAGAACAGACCCCUGGAGGUUUGAACGAACAGGGUCUGGCGAAUCUAUCGCAACAAGGAGUCUUUCAAUCGUACAAUCAAAUUAUGGAUGCUCUUUUGUCUCGCUUAGAAGGUCGAUCGGACGGAUCGUUAACUGAGAAGUAAAGCCUGUAACACCGGCUGCUCCCUCAUAUUCGAUUCGUAUACCGAGGGCAUUCAUCCGGUGAGAAUGCUUGAAAUAUGCAAACGACCUACGCCUUGCUUGUUUAUACUUUUGGGAGACACAUAAACACUGCAGCAGCUGACUGUGAAAUCUCGAUUGCCUGAUCUUUGAUUGUGAAUGAGGUGCAAGGCAAUUGCUUUGAUAGUUAACAGAAAGGAUUUAGCUUUUUCUAUGAGCCUAGCU
This is a messenger RNA of Phaeodactylum tricornutum CCAP 1055/1, 1300 nucleotides long. RefSeq lists its product with no specific name. The transcript is spliced from 2 exons. Gene Ontology annotation, molecular function: pyrroline-5-carboxylate reductase activity. Lineage: Eukaryota; Bacillariophyta; Bacillariophyceae; Surirellales; Neidiaceae. The record is from RefSeq and is a predicted model, not a curated record. Bases 40 to 1059 code for a protein of 339 amino acids. Gene Ontology annotation, biological process: L-proline biosynthetic process.